UUUACUUCUGCAAGUAGGCACUGCAUUCCCAUGUUCCCCAUAAAAAAAAAAAAAGUGAGCUUCGAGAACGUUAAGGAAUCUUCCCAAGAGCAUGGACACAGAACUGGAGCUGAACACCUACAACCUGAGCAUGCCUACAUGCUGAUGGACCUACAACCUGAGCAUGCCUGUGCGCAUGCACCUGGAUGUUACGGAAACAGCCUUGCCCAGCCUUGCCUUGGGUUCAAACUCAAGAUUAGCUGACUCAACAAGGCAGCCCUACAGGCAAAGCUGGCAGAGUAAAGGCUUCAACUCUUCUCCAUGGCAGCCCACCAAAGCUUGGCCUCGAAGAUCUUCUGUUUAUGCUGCAGAGACUGUGAAGAGCCCCAGGUCAUGGAAGACCCCAAAGUCCCCAGUCAACCCCAGGAGCAUCAGCCUUCCACCUGCAGUUUGCAGAAGGAGGAGCUGGACAGCAAGAAUUCGAAUCAUGCUAAGGAAGCCUCCCGCCUGCCUUCGGGACAAGCUCUGAUUCUCCCAGAAAAGAGAGCCUCCACCACCAGCAACAGUGAGUAUGAAGAACUGAAUACACACGUUUCCCAGAGAGGUUUUUACAAGAGAAACCUAAACCGCUACUCCCGGGACCACUGGCCAUUCCAGCCGUGCCACAUUGGGAGACCCUGACCGUUCUAGACCGCGGCUCCCACGCGGGGCCCGAGGCGACCCGCCGCUGGCGUGUCCGGGAGGAAGAGGGUGGUGAGCAGGGGCCAUGAAGACGGAUUCAGAAACCCCCCCCAGAGGAGGAGAUGACGUCUGAGCCACAUCUGUGCCACUGGCAAGGGUCACUCCAAGAGUCACUCCAGCUCCUGAAAAAGCCACUGUGGGGAGAAUUGCUUCCAAUUAAAGCCCCUGGUGGCAUUGCA
Hyaena hyaena (striped hyena) is the source of this 899-nucleotide messenger RNA. RefSeq names its product testis expressed 48 (gene TEX48). Bases 301 to 660 code for a protein of 119 amino acids. The transcript is spliced from 5 exons. Lineage: Eukaryota; Metazoa; Chordata; Mammalia; Carnivora; Hyaenidae. The record is from RefSeq and is a predicted model, not a curated record.